This is a messenger RNA of Fopius arisanus, 2590 nucleotides long. Its product is annotated as dynein intermediate chain 2, ciliary. Gene Ontology annotation, molecular function: dynein heavy chain binding; dynein light chain binding. The record is from RefSeq and is a predicted model, not a curated record. Lineage: Eukaryota; Metazoa; Arthropoda; Insecta; Hymenoptera; Braconidae. Bases 436 to 2565 code for a protein of 709 amino acids. Gene Ontology annotation, biological process: cilium movement; outer dynein arm assembly. The transcript is spliced from 5 exons. Gene Ontology annotation, cellular component: outer dynein arm.
UUUCUCCCAGUCCCACGGAGAGUCCCAUCGUGAAUUCGACUUUAUUAAAAAUGGUACUGAACCGGCAAUGCCAUCCCGACCAAGUCAGUAUCACUUCACUCCAGAUAUCGACUCUCUGGUGGGUACGUGAGUACUUAUACGUAUUUCGCUCUGGGCGUUCUUCGACAUGUGAUUCACGUACCCCGUACAACGCCCACUGAAAUACCUUCAUAUAUACUGUUACUUCACGCAGUACGUGAAAUAAUGAGAUAUAUUUUUUAUUACUUGCGGUGAACUUUGUGGAGGGAAUGUAAUUAUUAGAAACUGCCGAGGUCAGCUGUUCUGUUAUCACCCAGGGUAACCAGUGAACUACGCGGUGCCUGGUUAUGCACCUGAAAUACGACUCGAAAUCAAUUAAAUAAUUUUUUUUUGUUGUCCUCAAACAAAAUUAUCAAGAUGCCACAACCAGGCAAGAAGACGUCAUCAAAAGUCUCAGAGUCUAGUAAAGACCAAAUAAGUGUUGGCAAGAGUAGAACCUCGAGGAUAGACUUGCUGGGGGGAGACAUGGACUGGCUCCGAGGGAAGAUAUUCCUCAAACCAGAGGAUCAACUGCAAUUGACGGAGGCAGAAUUGCAAGAAGAAAUAGCUCGUGUAUUGACAGUGCAGGAUACGAGGGUUCCAGAUGCCCUGGUGGAGUGGUCCUGGAAAAACAUGGAGUUCGUGAGACUUCCGAAUCCUCCGAACAUCAUAACUGUCUUCGAUGUGCCUGGAACCCUGUUGUCUCGAGACUCGGAGGAAGCUAAGACGCAGCUGGGGAGCAGUUAUCAAGCCCCUGAGGAGAUUGCAGAGACGAGAGUAGAGGAAGAGAAUGUGGAGGCUAAAGAGGAGGAUGAGGAUGAAGGAGAGGAGCCUGAUGACGAUGAAGAGGCCAAGCAGGAUGGAGGAGGUGAGGUUGAAGCUGUGGCUGAUGGGGACGAACCCAAGAAACCUAUCAAGGUUCCCAAUCAAUUCAAUUUCUGCGAAAGGGGUGCCCUGACGUACAUCAAUCCAGUCAGGGACAUGAGCACCCAGACUGUUCCACCUCCAACAGCCUCUUUCAAUUCCCACGUGUUCCAGUGGACUAUUUACGACGAGUAUCAGGAGGAUUAUGCUGCUCAGCAGCAGGAGAAGGAAAAAGAUAGGAAGUCGUUGAUGCCUGGGCAGAAAAAAGACGAGGGGAAGAAGAAAGCGCAGGCCGAGGCGUUGGCAGUUAAUCAGAAAAUGCUGCAGGCUGCCAAGACUCUUGAGAGAAUGGUCAAUCAGAAUAUCUUUGACGAGAUCGCACAGGACUAUCGGUACUGGAACGAUCCCAGUGAUGAGUUCAAGGAUGGCGAGGGCUCGCUUCUCCCUCUGUGGAAGUUUCAGUAUGAGAAGGUGAAGAAACAUGAUGUCACCAGCAUGUGCUUCAAUGCUAAGUAUUACGACCUGUUCGCCGUUUCCUUUGGAACUUUGAAUCGAUUUCUUCAUCUCCCAGUCUGUUUUGACUCUCCACUGACAUCAGGAACAGUCUGUCUGUUCACUUUGAAGAAUCCGUCAUAUCCCGAAUGGAUAUGUGUCACAGAGUCUCCAGUGAUGUGCUUGGAUUUCAGCGUUUAUCAUCCACAUCUUCUAGUAAUUGGUUGCAUGGAUGGUACGGUGGCAGUUUAUAACGUGAUGCUUCCACCAUCUGUUCCUCAAUACAGAAGUAAUGAUGUUACUCAAAAGCAUGGUGGAAUCGUAGGAGAAGUGCGAUGGGGCCCAGACACAGAAGAAGGUAAUUUAACUUUCUACAGUAUCAGCGUCGAUGGAAAGGUAAACCACUGGGUGCUGAAUCAAAACGAGCUAGGCCUGACAACAGUAAUGACUCUCUUCCUUGAUCGCCCGCCAAUUCCGGGACCUGAUGGCACCCUGAUCACCCUAAAAGGCUGCGGCACCUGCAUCGCAUUCCAUCCAACAAAAUCUGACAUGUUUCUGGUGGGAACCGAGGAGGGGACGAUCUACAAAUGUAACACAGCCUUCAGCAGCAUCUACAUGCAGACCUACAAUGAGGCGCACAACAUGCCAAUCUACAGGAUUGUCUUCAACAAAUUCAACUCUGACAUUUUCGCAAGCUGUUCCGGAGACUGGAGGAUCAAAAUCUGGGAGGACAGUCGAAUGGAGCCUUUAUUUAUGUUCGAUCUGGGAGUCCCCAUAGGAGAUGUCCAGUGGGCCCCAUACAGUUCCACCGUUUUAGCGUGUGUCUCCAACGACGGAAAAGUCACGGUUUUCGAUCUUAAUGUCAAUAAAUAUCGACCUGUCUGCAGUCAACCGGUGGUCAGCAAGAAAAGGAGCAAAUUAACGAGACUGUGUUUCAAUAAUGAACUACCCUUCAUCAUCGUUGGGGAUGAUAAGGGAACUGUGAAUACUCUGAAGCUGUCACCAAACCUCAGGAUCAAACCUAAACCCACGAAGAAGCAGAUGCAUCUGUCUCCAGCUGAAUUGGAGACCCUGAAGCUGGAGAAACUCCUGAGUUUCGUAAGAGAACCAUCAGUUCUAGUUCCUCCCCCCGAUGUUAGGACUGCGGCUUAACGAUUACAUUGAGAUAUAUGUUACA